UGGAUGCUAUAUAGUUUUUUUGUGUGCAAUGCUUCCUCAGUCACUGUUGUCGACUUCUUUCACUAAAUUUGUUCAACCCUAAUUUGCCUUUCGGCUGUUUGAACCCACUUCGAAUUUCAACUGUGGCUUACCUGUGCAGCUGUGGCAAUAAUUUGACCUGUGAAUGUACUAGCCGACUGGCUCUCAAGGGUCCCUCCCCAACUGGCUCGUUUCAGCUUAGAAAUCCGAAACCGCGCGCACCACAAGUGGGCUUGCUGCGCACUGCACCGCGUCGGAUGCUAGGCAGGCUCGGAAGGUAUGUUUGUAGUCCGUUUGGACAAAAUGGGUGCUCAAUCAACAACGAGGAACGCCUUGCGGCGUCACACAGUAAAACACUGGACAAAACACUCAGAACGGAAGGAGAGAGAGCGAGCAAAGAGGUGAAGCUGCUCCUUUUAGGAGCGGGCGAAUCAGGAAAGAGCACAAUAGUUAAACAGAUGCGUAUCAUUCACGAGUCCGGCUACAACGAGGACGACUGUCUCAAGUACAAGCCAGUUGUGCACAGUAACACCAUCCAGAGUCUAGUCGCCAUCAUUAGAGCCAUGAGUCACCUAGGAAUCAAGUUCAACAACCUGCAGACGGAGGACGACGCCAAAGAGUUCUUCAUCAUGGCCGCCAACCCAGAAAUCAACCAGGAGAUGUGUGCAAUCAUGAAGCGACUCUGGGAGGACCCAGACCUGCAGAGUUGUUUUCUGCGUGCAAGAGAGUACCAGCUGAACGACUCUGCCUCCUACUAUCUCAAUGCACUGGAGAGAAUAUCCACCCCUGACUACAUACCCACAGUGCAAGAUGUACUCAGGACCAGGGUGAAGACAACCGGGAUAGUGGAGACUCGAUUCCUGUUCAAGACACUCAGCUUCAAAAUGAUUGACGUGGGCGGACAGAGGAGUGAGAGGAAGAAGUGGAUCCACUGCUUCGAAGGAGUGACCGCCAUUAUCUUCUGUGUGGCCCUGAGUGGCUACGACUGUCUGCUAGCAGAAGACGAAGAAACGAAUAGACUACAGGAGAGCAUGCGAUUAUUUGAUUCUAUCUGCAACAAUAAGUGGUUCAUUGAGACAUCCAUUAUUCUGUUCCUCAACAAGAAAGAUUUGUUUGAGGAGAAGAUAACGAAGUCUCCCCUGACCCACUGCUUCCCAGAGUACUCUGGCCCCAACACAUUCAUGGAGGCUGGCCAGUACAUCCAGAUGAAGUUCGAGAACCUCAACAGACGCAAACUCACCAAGGAGGUGUACAGUCAUUUUACAUGUGCUACGGACACCAGCAACAUCCAGUUUGUGUUCGACGCCUGCACAGAUGUCAUCAUCAAGACCAACCUCAAAGACUGCGGGCUAUUCUAGAACAUUCUAGAAUAGAAACAAUCGGAAACAUUCAAGUCAACACUUAACCACCACCAAAAAGACAGAAUGAGAAACGUUCUAGAAUGUUCUCAACACAACCACCACCGCCACACUACAUCGUCAGAAGAACAUCGAUACAAUCUAGAAAAUGCGAACCGAUACAGUCAAAAGUAGAACCAUUCUAGAACAUUCUCAUCUCUAGAUCCUCUCCCCAAUACACUUCUCAAAGACAUGUAUUCUGAAAUAUUGGAAACAGAGUUAGUAGAUAGACUGUUUCUAGAAAAACGUGGAUCUCCAAGUUGUCUCUAGCAGUAAUUUAAUUGAAAAUUUAUAAAGUAGAUGUAAUAAUAUUUUGGUAAAAUAUUGAGAACAUACUAUUGAAGUUGUCGAAAAAAUGUUUUGUACGGUGAUCUUUUCAUUUCCUCAAAUAUAAGCAAAAAAAAAACAAUGGUUUACCCGAAACUUAAAGAAAUCUUUUCUUCCCGGGAAAAGAUGCUUGAAAUUCGGCUUUUCUGUUUUUGCGCAAAUUGAAUUAUUUCGACAUUUUAAUGAUGUAUGCAAUUCAUUAUGGCAUCGUGUUUAUCUAAAGUCGCAAUGAAACUAGCAAUUGAAAAUUGUCAAAUCGGGAAUUUUUUCCCGCAGUGAAUGGUGAAUGUUAACGAUUAGAGUAUAUAAAAUGAGUGCAAUAUGUGUAACGAAAAUGAUACAUGCAUUUUUUCUUUAUAUUUUUCUGUUGAAUUUUAAAGAGGAAUUUAUAAUAACUCAGUUAUGAUUUAUUGUCAGUUUAACUGAGGGAGCUUUACUUCACCAAAUCUAGUGUAAUUAACUAUUUCAUGAUUUAUUAAUGAACCUUUAAAGUUAUCUAUGUCAAUAUGAAUUGGUCAAUAUCUGUAAAAAUUUACUAUUUUUUAAGAAUUUGCAGUUUUUCGAAAAAAAAUUUACGAGCCUGAAUAAUUCAUUUAAUUACUAUUGCUAUUGAAAAAAUGAGAAAUUGAUUUAUUUUGCAGUAAUGUUAGCGAAGCGUUGCAGGCGAUGCGAAAGUGAAAUGUGCUGCCACCUCGACCCCCCCACUCACCCCCAUUCUUCCCUCUCUCGCUUUUCAUGCUACAUCGAUCCAAGGUCAUUUUAUUCUUAAUGAAACAACUCGAUUUAUUUAUCAGUUUGUGAGAUUUAUCAAUCUGGAUAAGUUAAACACUCCUGCCCUAAUGUAUCUGAAUGGUUUUAGUCUCGUUGGUGUUUGGUUUAUAGCUCUGGGGCUUGGGUGCUUAAUGUUAACCAUCAAUUUGAUUCAGAAAAAAAUAUAGUAAAUUCUGUUUCCGCCAAAAUUUUAAAAAGUCCUAUUUUAAUUCAGUAUAUUGGUUUAGUCCGAUACUAUUCCAAUAAACUGAGUCUAGCUGCUAUGAUAUUAAAAGAUAUAUAAAUUGAAAUCGUUUUAAUCAUUUUAAGCAUAAGUCAUUUUUUACUCUACCUUUAUCUAUCUCUUUAAAAAGGUGCAAUUAAUGAAUAAAUUAUGAGCUGUUUUUCAACCUUAGAGUUACUAAAUUCGCUCUUGUGCAUUAAAUGUUGCAUAUUUUUAUAGAACACAAACAGCAGUUUAAAAUAAAUAUAAUUUGCAGAUAAAAAUGUGAUGCAGUUGUAAUUAAGUCAAGUAUUCGUGCAAUAGGAACAACCAAACUGAUACAAUUUUAUAGUUCAAGGGCGAUUUGUUUGAAUCCGGAAGCUAUAAAAAAUAGAAUAUUAAAUCUUUUUCCAGAUUUUCUGUUUCCAAAACAAUU
Molecule: messenger RNA, 3151 nt
Organism: Symsagittifera roscoffensis
Lineage: Eukaryota; Metazoa; Xenacoelomorpha; Acoela; Convolutidae
Product: guanine nucleotide-binding protein G(i) subunit alpha-like
Exons: 9
Coding region: 276-1376 (366 amino acids)
Biological process (GO): adenylate cyclase-modulating G protein-coupled receptor signaling pathway
Cellular component (GO): heterotrimeric G-protein complex
Molecular function (GO): GTPase activity; G-protein beta/gamma-subunit complex binding; GTP binding
Source: RefSeq, a predicted model, not a curated record